GCGGGAGCGGCCGGGACGCUCGAGUCGGCACCGGUGCGUGGCAGGCCGCGCGCGGGAACCUGCGGACCGCACCGCGGUAACGUUCGUUCCCCGCCGCUGGGAUCUGGGCUCCUCGGGCGGAGCCUCCUGGGAGGAAGAGGAGGGGAGAAAAAAACGCUCUUCCCGAGCCCCGGCCCAAGGCGAGCGGUGAAAGGUGCUGAAGCUUCGGUAGGCCCACUCGGUGACCUUCGGGGGCUGGUCCCCCUGAAGAGCCGCGGCCCGCGCGGGGGGCGCCCGGACGCGAGUGGCCGCGGCUGGCGCCGAUCCCCGGGGGCGUUACGGCGCAGCCUCUGAGUUCCCCAGGUCACAGGAGACCACUGGCAGGGGCCACCUCCCACAACUUGAGAUGGCAUCUGUGGACUUCAAGACCUAUGUGGACCAGGCCUGCAGAGCUGCUGAAGAGUUUGUCAAUGUCUACUACACCACCAUGGACAAGCGGCGACGGCUCCUGUCCCGCCUGUACAUGGGCACAGCCACCUUGGUGUGGAAUGGGAAUGCUGUUUCAGGACAAGAAUCCUUGAGUGAAUUUUUUGAAAUGUUGCCUUCGAGUGAGUUCCAAAUUAAUGUCGUAGACUGCCAGCCUGUUCAUGAUGAAGCCACACCAAGCCAAACCACAGUCCUUGUGGUGAUCUGUGGAACAGUGAAGUUUGAGGGCAACAAACAACGGGACUUCAACCAGAACUUCAUCCUUACUGCCCAGGCCUCACCCAGCAACACAGUGUGGAAGAUAGCCAGUGACUGCUUCCGGUUCCAGGACUGGGCCAGCUAGUAGGGGCAGAAGGCCUCUUGGCUUCAGUGACAGCUCUGUAGAGAAAUUUGUCUCAAAUCUCAGGAUGUGAUAAACACAAGUUCAGUUCUGUCUCUGCAGCAACACUGCAGUCCACACUGUGCUGAAGUUGAAUUUCGUGUGUGUGGUAUGUGUGUGUGGAUCCUAGCACCCCUUUUCCUGAGUAUAUACUCAUUUGUCAUAGUUGCCUUUUAAAAGUAGUAAACUUUUUCUAUUUUUCUACUUAUCCAGUAGAGACAUUGAUUUGGAAAUUCUGACAAAUAAAAAGUAUACAAAUGUUG
Dipodomys ordii (Ord's kangaroo rat) is the source of this 1107-nucleotide messenger RNA. RefSeq names its product nuclear transport factor 2-like export factor 1 (gene Nxt1). Gene Ontology annotation, biological process: protein import into nucleus. Lineage: Eukaryota; Metazoa; Chordata; Mammalia; Rodentia; Heteromyidae. The transcript has 2 exons. The coding region runs from base 386 to 808 and encodes 140 amino acids. Gene Ontology annotation, cellular component: nuclear pore central transport channel. The record is from RefSeq and is a predicted model, not a curated record.